AUAUUGUGAAUGAGAAGCAGAAGCAAGAUAAAAUUCCACAAAAAGACAAAGGAAGGGAAAAAGGGAGUAUUAAAUAAAAGGGGAAAAAUACACUUCUGGUGUGAUUAGCUCUACUGUUUAACACUAGGCACAAAGACGAACCAGAAAUCAAUAAACCGGGAAGCGUUUUCUUACGUAUUCAGUUUAUCGUAAAUCUAUAGUAAUUCAUUUAGGGUUUCAGUUUCAACAACACACAACACCGAUUUGGUAAUAGCAAUGGCGGCCUCUAAGGCAGCCGAUUCUUACAUUGGGAGUCUAAUUUGUUUGAUUACAAAGUCUGAUAUUCGUUAUGAAGGUUUUCUAUUCCAUCUUGAUGCUCAUGAAUCCACCAUCGGUCUUCGUAACGUGAAAUCUUAUGGGACAGAAGGACGAAAGAAGGAUGGACCUCAGAUAUCUCCCAGUGACAAAAUUUAUGAGUACAUUUUCUUCCGAGGUAGUGACAUAAAGGAUCUGCAGGUUAUAUCUUCACCACCCCCUCAAAGUACUUCAGUUGUUCCUGAUGAUCCUGCCAUAAUACAGACUCAUUUCCCUAACCCAACACCAUCAACCAUGGGCAUGGCAUCUCCGGGUGCUGCACAAGUAGCAGAUGUUAGUACCAGUGCACCAUCCAUGCUCCCUGUUGCACCUUUCCAAGUGAAUCUGCCCCCCAAUCCUUUGCCACCAAGUUCUAGCCUUUGGGGCUCGUCACUUCCUCCUCCACCUGUAAAUAUCAAUGGGACUGCUGUGCCUAAUUAUUGGCCAGGAUUAGUUGGGUCCUCAGGAGGAGUUUCUCAUUUUCAACAGCAACGUUUUCCUCCGCCACCACAGAGUUUGGUUGCAUCCCUUCCCAUUCAGCAGCAAGUGCAACACCAAAAUGUGAAUGCAUUAGCCGGAGGAUCUAGUUUAGCUGCACAACGUCACCCAUUGCUACUGCCUAUUAGUAAUGCUUCCCCAAAUUUAUUUCCUGCCGCGCCAUCUCCAUCUGGGCAAUCCAAUCCUGGGCAGCCUGCUAAACCGGUUUUUAAUUUGUCAUCUAUUCCAAUACCAAAUAAUGCAUCCCGUGCUCUUCCAACUGUAGCAGUGGAUUCUUGCCCCAGAACAGUGUCUUCUCUGGAAGCAGAACUUAAUGCCAAUGCUAUUCUGGCUGCAGUAUCGGAAGAACCAAAUUCCGUCAUUGGCACUUCAGAUUCUUUCCCAACAACCUCGCAAACUGUGUCAUCUAUUGUAGACACAAAAGGUGCAUCUCUCAGCAAUCUGUCUAGACUAUCCCUCUUGACACCGGAGGUACAGUCAGGAAUGAAGGAUUCGUCAUCAUCUCGGUCAAUGCAAACUCCAAACUUUGAUGUACACACUGUUCAAGCAACAGUAUCAGAACCACUGCCAUCGGCGAGUACUGAAGAAACCCUGAAGUCAUUACCAAAAUCGACAACUAAAACAUUACAUGGAUCUACGUCAUCUCAUCACAAUAGAAGUCACUUUGCUCGGGGAAGAGAUGGGGCAUAUCGAGACACAUUAUCCGCUCAUCACAAUAGUAGAGGCCCCACACACAGAGGAAAUAUGCCAAAUGGAGGUGCUGUAUAUACACAUCAAAGUUACAGGAAACAUGCAUCAGGAAGAGGAAAUGGGCUUAUUGGAGCUGCUCCACAUUCUCGUCAGAGUAAUAUGGGCAUGGGCAGAGAAAAUGUGCCAAAUGGAGUUCCUCAACGUAAUCAUCGCAAUAUAGGGAGUCAAUUUCGGGGACGUGGAGCUAAGAAUCCCCAUGUGGUUAAAAGAUUCUCCGAGGAUUUUGAUUUUGAGGCAAUGAAUGAAAAAUUCAAUAAGAAAGAGGUGUGGGAAUUUCUAGGCAGAAGUAACAAAGCUGAAUCAGUUGAUGGAAUCGGGGAUGAGAAAGAGAUGGAUGACAGUGAUCCAGAGGAUGAAACUGGGGAUGGAAGUGCAAAACAUGAUUACAAGCCUGUUUAUUGUAAGGACGACUUCUUUGAUUCUCUUUCUUGUCAUACACUUGAUCGUGAAUCUGGAAAAGUGAAGUUCUCUGAACAAAGGAAAAAAGACGUUGAGACAUUUGGUGAGAUUCAGAAAAACCAACGGGGUCGUGGUCAGGGAGCUCGCAUGUCAGGGGCAUCUCAACGCUCAUAUCGUGGAAGAGGAUAUGACAAUGCACGUGGUGGCCGAGGCCAAGGAAGAACCGUUUGGGGUCGUGUCACUUAAAUAAGAGCUUCUAUGUGUACCUGUGAAUGGUGUUCAGGAAGUGGACGUCACCCGGCGUUAUCUAGUUGUAGUAAACUUCUAGUCAGGUUUAACUUGACAUUAUUGUUAGUAUAAUAAAUAAAUAACAGAAGGGUAGAGUGUGCUGCUGUACACCGAGGGUCAGAACUUCUUAAAGAUGAGCUAUGGUAAGACUUGGGAGUCCGGCGAUUGUAGGAGUAUGUAAUCAGUCACAGGGUUACCUGAUACACAACCAGCUUUCAUCUACUAGGAGAAACAAGUUGCAAGACUAGCUGUUUUGAAUAAAAUCUUUCAUGAACUUUGUGAAUAACGAAGCAUUGACAUGAAAACUUUUUACAGUAUCGUGCUUUUGGGAGUUUUUAAAAAUUGAUAGUGUGGUAAGCUAGAGUCAACCUGCAGUAGGACUGUAUAGUCAGCAACUACGGUGCUGGAUACGUUUGGAACAUUUCCAGAAACUGAGAAUUGUUUGUGCAGGUUACAACUUACGAACAAUUGAGGUAUAUUUGGUGAUGAGCUUGGCGCAAUGGAGGGUAAAAGCAGGUGACACUUUUGCAAUUUUAUCACAGGUUGGACUGUUCUUAUGGGGAGUGCUGAUGUAACCUAAGUCUGUAAGUUGGGCUAUUGGACCAAUGGAAUCAAGGUGCUUAAUAUCUGGUGCUAAAUUUUUUAACUAUGUUGGUUCGUUUAUGUUGUAGUAAGUAAAGAACCAGUAUUUUCUUUGUUACGGUGCUUCCAAAAACUAUCAAGUGCAGAAUGAUGCUAAAAGCUGCCGAGGCUCCUAAUUUGGGACGGUCGUGUCAAUGGUAGUAUACUAGUAUAGUAUGUUAGCGCAGCCCUUAAUUUAUCUAUAUUUCCCAGCUCUUACAGAAAGUAAUAGGGAAUAUCAUACUGCUGUAUGAUUCCCUUGAAGUUACUCAUAUAUUGACAUUCUGUUCAGACAUCUAGACUUGCCUCUUGAUUCCAUCUUGUCAACUUAGAGAACCCAUCCCCAUUGCGAAAAUUGGUUAUAUUUCUUCUAGACUGGUGGCUUCUAUUAGCUUCUCCUUCCAUAGAGCAAAAAGAAGUCACAUCCUCCUUUUGGGAUAAGAGUCUACUCCCUCCGUGUCAAAUUAUUUGUCGCUUUUUUGUUUUACACGCCCUUUAAGAAAUAUUAGUUAGGAGUAUUUGACUUAUUUUACCCUUGUUUAAAUGUAAGUUAUAAUCUCUCUCUAUUAAUUAUUUACUCUAUUCAUGUGU
Molecule: messenger RNA, 3480 nt
Organism: Lycium barbarum (goji berry)
Lineage: Eukaryota; Viridiplantae; Streptophyta; Magnoliopsida; Solanales; Solanaceae
Product: protein decapping 5-like
Exons: 12
Coding region: 256-2226 (656 amino acids)
Biological process (GO): P-body assembly; cytoplasmic stress granule assembly
Cellular component (GO): P-body
Molecular function (GO): mRNA binding
Source: RefSeq, a predicted model, not a curated record